Serpula lacrymans var. lacrymans S7.9 is the source of this 2480-nucleotide messenger RNA. RefSeq lists its product as uncharacterized. Gene Ontology annotation, cellular component: peroxisomal membrane. The coding region runs from base 1 to 2355 and encodes 784 amino acids. The transcript is spliced from 13 exons. NCBI's taxonomy places the organism in Eukaryota, Fungi, Basidiomycota, Agaricomycetes, Boletales, Serpulaceae. Gene Ontology annotation, molecular function: long-chain fatty acid transmembrane transporter activity; ABC-type transporter activity; ATP binding. Gene Ontology annotation, biological process: peroxisome organization; fatty acid beta-oxidation; long-chain fatty acid import into peroxisome. The record is from RefSeq and is a predicted model, not a curated record.
AUGGCGGUUCUCUCUAAACCCGUGCAUCCAAACGUCCAGCUGCUCCUCGAGAAUUACGCUUCCGCUGGCUCGCCUCGCACUCGCCUCCUUGUUCUCCUUGCAACGCUCCUCAUCCUCCGUGGUCGCAUCGUAUCUGGUCCAAUAGAUGUUACCAAAGUUCCACGCGGGAAGCGUGCAUCGCCAGAAGAACUCGCAGAUGCGUUGCAGCAAGUGUAUAUUCAGGAAAAGGACGGCUCGAAGACCCUCCUCGUUCCAUAUCGUGAUCAGUACGUUACAAAGGUCCCCAUCAGCCCCAUAUCUCCCUCCAAACUCGCAUCAGAUGCUCCCUACUUUCCAAUCAUAUCCUCUCCUUCCAUCUCCUCGUCCCAAUCUCUCGCAAAAUCGAAGUCAACUCCUACUGGCCUAAACACCACAUUCCUUCACCAACUUCGCUCCAUCAUAUUCCGAAUCGCCAUUCCCUCCUGGAGAUCAAAAGAAACUCUACUCGUCGUCAUGCAUAGUUUCUUUCUCGUCCUUAGGACAGUCUUGAGUAUUGGCGUCGCAAGGUUGGAUGGGAGGAUCGUCAGAGAUUUGGUUAGUGCAGACGGAAAAGGCUUUUUGCGGGGAUUAGGGCUAUGGUUUCUCCUCGCCAUACCAAGCACUUAUACUAAUUCAAUGAUCCGCCAUCUUCAGUCAAAGAUAUCUCUCCGCAUCCGUACACGCUUAACGCGAUAUAUUCACGACCUCUAUCUAUCUUCCGCUCCCCACCUCCGGUACUACCACAUUGGCUCCGAACUCGAAGGUGUCGACCAGUACAUCACUGCAGACGUAGAAGCCUGGGCAGACGCGCUAGCUGGAUUAUAUGGGAAUCUGCUCAAACCAACGCUUGACACCCUCCUCUUCACCUCCCAGCUCUCGCGGUCCCUCGGAUUGCGUGGAACCAUACUUCUCUUUGCCAAUUAUUAUGUCACAGCGAAAAUCCUGAGAGCUGUAACUCCAGCGUUUGGGAGAUUGGCUGUAGUGGAAGCAAGGUUGGAAGGAGAAUAUCGAGCGGGUGUAGGGAGAGUGGGGAGAGAAGGGGAAGAGGUCGCGUUCUACGAUGGUGGUGCACGAGAGAAGGAUAUCCUCACCAGGGCAUACUUGAGGUUGAUCAAGCACGUCAAUUCAAUAUACAAGAUUCGGAUAGCCUACGAAUGGACAGAAGACUAUGUCAUCAAGUAUCUUUGGUCUGCGGCAGGGUAUGGCUUGAUCGCAGUUCCUUUGCUGAUAACAAGGACAAAGAAAGCGAUUGGAGUGCAGGCUGGCGGCGACGAGACGGGUGGAAGGGUUGACAACGUGGUUGCACAUCGAACAGAAACUUAUAUAUCGAAUCGACGCCUCCUCCUAUCUCUCGCAGACGCAGGUGGGAGGUUGAUGUAUGCGUAUAAAGAUCUGUUGGAGCUUGCUGGCUUGACUACUCGGCUAUACACCCUCCUCUCAACUUUACACAAUCUCCCAUCAAUGCCAGUCUCAGCAGAAGGGGACGUCAUCCAGCUGAAAAAUGUGGACGUUGUCAUCCCAGGAAGCGCACUCAUCCUGUCCGCCCCGCUUGUCCGCGAUCUUUCCCUCAUCCUUCGCGAAGGCGAGCAUCUGAUGAUCACAGGAAGCAAUGGAGUUGGAAAGACUGCGGUGGCGCGUGUGUUGGCUGGCCUGUGGGAUGCCCAUGGACCUCUCGCGUCUGUCUCCCGCCCUGGCCCCAUAGCAGAUGACAUCUCUCCCUCUCCAAGCUCCACGCACGCUUCAUAUGCAUGGACGCGCCCUGGUGUAUUCGUCGUUCCACAGCGCGCGUACAUGGUGACAGGCUCGUUGCUCGACCAGGUGAUAUACCCGCACGGUUAUGCUCAGUUUAAAGCGAGUGGGAGGAGUUUGGAGGAGCUGAGGGAGAUUUUGGAAGCUGUGUUUUUGGGGUAUCUGCCUGAGCGUGAAGGGGGGUGGGGGACAAGGAAAGAGUGGAGGGAUGUGUUGAGUGGGGGAGAGAAGCAGAGGAUGGCAUUGGCACGGGUAUUUUAUCAUCGCCCAAGGUUCGCUAUUUUGGAUGAGUGUACGAGUGCGGUGUCCAGCGAUGUCGAAGGACAGAUGUAUGAACGCGCAAAGGCGAUGGGCAUAACGCUGAUCACCAUCUCACUACGCCCUUCGCUCAUGAAGUACCACAAACAACUCCUCACGCUCACCGGCGACGGUAGUGGGCGCUGGACGCUCUCGAGAGUGGGUGGGGCGGAGGAGCGGAUGGAGAUGGAUAGGGAGAUCGUGGAGCUUGAGGCACGGUUGGAGGAGGUUGGGAAGUGGGAGAGUAGGGUGGAGGAGUUGGAGGGGCUUUUGCGGGUUAGGGACGUUUGAGAUGAGGGUUGAGGCUGGGUUGAGGUGAGAGAAUGGACGGGGUGUAAGAAAGGACAAUGUUAUUUGUUGUAAUGUAGGACAUGAAGUAAGGGGAUGCGGUGUGAGAAGCAAUGAGAUUAUCAAAA